UUGAUCAUCUCCUUCUCCGAGAAUCCACAUUAGACUAGACUAUUCACUUAAUUGUUUUAUUUCCAGAUCCUGAGGUUUGAUUGCUAUGAUGAGAACUCCGAUAGGUGGAAGCUACUAUGGUCAGAAAAUACUUCGGGCUUUUUUAAUCCUUCUUAUCGUACUUUCUGCUGUGGCCGGUAUUCAUGGACACUCCUUCUCCAGAAAAAAUGCAGCCUCUAACUCAGCAGCCACUGCUAAUGACAACAUCGUUGGGGACGACAGCGAUGACAGUGGCGGCGACGGAGACGGAUCUUCUAACAGGAUAGGAGAGGGCAACCCGACCUGUUCGCCGGAAGACAUUGUCGUAUACCAAAACGCAUCGACUCCACUCCCCAGCGGAAUUCCGACCUACACGGUCGAAUUCUCCAACCCCUGCGUCGAUGGCAACUGCAUCCCUAUCUCCAACAUCCAUAUCAGCUGCGGCUGGUUCAGCACCGCCAGGCUCAUCAACCCCGCCGUCUUCCACAGGAUCGCCUACAAUGACUGCCUUCUCAACGGCGGCCAGGCCAUCAACCCCGGAGAAACCGUUUUCUUCCAGUACGCCAACACCUUCAAGUACCCCAUGACUGUCUCCACCGUCUCCUGCUGAACUCUGUCUUAAUUUAUCAUGUCUGAAUCUACUCACGUUUAUGAUCUUAUCCAGUCUAUGUAUGAAUGUAUCAU
This is a messenger RNA of Andrographis paniculata, 702 nucleotides long. Its product is annotated as TPD1 protein homolog 1-like. The coding region runs from base 86 to 628 and encodes 180 amino acids. The transcript is spliced from 4 exons. Lineage: Eukaryota; Viridiplantae; Streptophyta; Magnoliopsida; Lamiales; Acanthaceae. The record is from RefSeq and is a predicted model, not a curated record. Gene Ontology annotation, biological process: cell fate determination.